AUUUGCUAGCUGUGCCAGCCUUGCCAUGUCGACAUCUGACCACUUGGUAGGUUGGGCACGAAAUGGCCGCCCCAGACUUGACUCAGAGCCACAGGUAUCACGUACCGUCAGCCAUUCUUCUCAAGUUGUCUACAGCGACAACACGGCUUUGUGGGACCUCCUCACAAAGUCCGCUUUGAUUCUGGAUGGCGUGGAUGAUGCCAGAGCGUUGAUGGAGUAUCGACAUAGGAAUCUGCAAUGGCGGACGGGCCUGGCCAGCGGAGCACAGGGCGAGGUGACCAUGGCGGACCAACCGCCCAAAGGUUUCGUCCGCUGCUCCUCAUGGCCCACCAUCAAAGCCCCUGAACCAGACAGGAGGAUAUGGAUGUUGAGCGUGGAGGUGGAAAAAGACCUGAAGGCAAAAGCGCCCAAGAUUUGGAAUCGAUUGCAAACGCAUCUUGGUCAAGCCAUCCAAUAUUUGGUGCUGAUGUUGGUGGUGGCCACCUACGCAGCUUGUCCAUUGACUGUGUCCUGGGCAAAGGUGGUCGGUCAUGGCGAGGAUGGCUUGCCCAUCAAAGGCCGGCCGUUCAAGGAAGGCUCUGUCAUUGUUGCCUCUUGGCUCCUCAUUUGUUGUGUGGGCCUCUCCCUCUCUUUUGCUUCGGGCGGAUUGAAACAUGUGAGGCAGUGCUUCGACCUGAAGCACAUCAUCGUCUUCGCUCCUGCGGGCAUUGGUUGGGCCAUGGCAGAUGUGUGCGAGGUCUUGGCUGUGGCCAGGAUCGACCCGGCGACCUACGGCGUGUUGUCACAGGGGCGUUUGCUCUCCAGUGCAGCCGCCGGAUGGAUGAUUUGUGGCGCUUGGCAGACGGGCUUGCAGUGGGGAAUCUUGGCGUGUUUAUCUUUGAUUUGCAUGGCAUACUGCAUGGUACCGGAUGAUUCGCGACCCAACUCAGAGCGUCUGUUUGAGUGGCGCUUGCGGCAGGAUACGUGGCUGACCGUGGAUCGCUUUCAUACACCGGAACCAGAGGAGCACCUCCUAGGAGGCAUUUUUGCGUUGACGAAGGUGACACUGUCAGUGCUUUGUAGCGUCUAUGUUGAGACCUGCUUCAAAUCCAGUGGAGCUCAGCCUAUGAGAUUGCACGUGCAGAUGACGCAGGUGUCCUUCAGCAGCAUUAUCGCAGCAUCGACAGGAUAUCUCCUGAUUUGCCUCUUGCGGCACGAAGAUCCAACCCAUUUCUUUAGCUCCUCGGUCUGA
Cladocopium goreaui is the source of this 1231-nucleotide messenger RNA. The record is from the annotation of a GenBank genome assembly. Lineage: Eukaryota; Dinophyceae; Suessiales; Symbiodiniaceae.